UUGCGGAACCGAUGCGGAUACCGCGUUGCGCUGAUCAUGCAUCGUACUACGAUCGCAAAAGUGACCAAAUUCUCCUCAGAGGAACUAGAGCAGUCCCUCUCCGAUCCGCUGUCAUGUGUGGCGAAGGUGGUCUCGAACGAAAUCCUCAGCCUGCGGCCACGUGAAUGUGGACAUAUCGUGAAAGGUGUGCGGCGAUGCGUGCUGGACAAAGUUGGCCGGUACCACCCGAAAGUGAAUGGGAUCGUACUCGGCUACGCCAAGAUACGGGUCGAAAAUGCGCUCUCCGCACUCCGAACAGAUAGCCCGUAUCUGCACGUGCGAGCGACCAUCGAUUUCUACGUCUUUCAGCCACGUAUUGGAUCGACGCUCCGUGGAACGGUGAACUACGUCUCGAAGGAGUUUGUCAGCGCUAUGAUCUACCGGGUGUUCAAUGUUACGGUCAAGCUGAAUCGGAGCGGCGGUCACCAGAGUGCCGUGAAGAAAGGAUGUGAAAUCGCCUUCGUCGUCAAAUCCUGCGACAUGAAGAGCGAACUACCGAUCAUCGAAGGAGAGCUGGUCGUUAACGGUGUGACGGUGAAACAAGAGCAAUCCAGGGACGUUGUAGAAACCGCAGUAGCCCCCAAACGGCAAAAAGCACGACCAAUCAACGGGACGCACGAGGUCAGGUCAGAAGUGGAACCGGAUAAAGCUAAAAAAUCGAAAAAGAACAAGCAAAAGCAACCCCUGGAGAAAAGCGCACCGCCCGUUGUGGUUAAUGGCACCAACGAGUCACCACCGAAUGCGAGUGCGGAGGAAGGCGAAAACUCGGCCGAUAAGGACGAAUAUAUUCAGUCUCUGCUGUCCGAUAUGUUCUCCGAUUUUGUUUCGGAAUCACCAACCGAAGGAGCGAAAAGUAAGGCGAAAUCAAAAAAGGUACAACGCGAACCGGCAACCCCGGCCAGCACGAGCGUCUCCAUCAAACAGGAACCAUCGGAAGUGAAUGGCGAAUCGACGCCAAAAGAUAAAUCUGAACCGUUGGGCACGUUGAAACGCAAACUUCGGUUCAAUCUUUCCGAAACCAUUACCCCGAUCAAACCCUUGCAACCUGAACAUGUGGGUAAAAAAUUAAGAAAAGUUUGA
Messenger RNA from Anopheles cruzii, 1119 nucleotides. RefSeq lists its product as uncharacterized. Gene Ontology annotation, biological process: DNA-templated transcription initiation. Lineage: Eukaryota; Metazoa; Arthropoda; Insecta; Diptera; Culicidae. Gene Ontology annotation, cellular component: RNA polymerase I complex. The record is from RefSeq and is a predicted model, not a curated record. Bases 37 to 1119 code for a protein of 360 amino acids. The transcript has a single exon.